AUGCAUCCAGUGGAAAACACCUUGGAGUUGUCAGACAGUUUUUCAUGGGAGCGAGGAAGAAUUCUACCAAGUCUGCAGUGUAUGAUGGAUUUAGAGGCUGUAUACAAGGUAUGCUUUUCUUAACAAAUUCCUCUAGUUAAAUUGUAGGCUUAUGUUUCUGUAGCCUGUUCCAGGUAUUAAAUUAGUAGCAAUGCACUGAUUUUCCGAAGCUUGGAGGAAAAGAUAGUUGUUUAUGAGUAUAGGUAAUAACACGAUUUCGAGUGCAAUUUGGUGUUAAUACGCUCGAGUAAAUUUGUCAGUACCACAAAAUUGCACUAGCUGUAGGGCGAGUGAAGUUUGUAGUGUUUUAAAACUUUAUAAGUACUUAUUACACUAAAUUGCAAGAUAAAUCGUGUUAUUACUUGUUAAUAAUUUACAUGAAAAAACAUCACAGAAAGGCAAGACAGACUAAAAGUUAGGUGUGAAGCGUUAAUGUGAGUGCGUAUGUGCGUGCGCACGUGCGUGUGCGAGCAGGUGCGUACAAGCGCGUGCAUGUGUGUUCGUGCGUGCUUGUUUAUGUAGUAAGGGCUGAAACUGUGUAUUGGAGUGAGCAUGGCAAUAGCAGAUGUAUGAAUAUUAGGCCAUUUCCGACUCCUUUUUCGUGAAAAUAGCUUCGUUUGCAAAAUAAUUUAUUUUCUUAUGAGAAGUAUCGUAUCUGGGCUCGUUUUAAAACAGAGGCUGAGGCCUCUCGGAAAUGGUCCAACUCGGUUACCCGUUUAUAUGAGGAGACACUAAACUCCCUCUUUCCCUAUCCGUAG
This is a messenger RNA of Pocillopora meandrina, 797 nucleotides long. Lineage: Eukaryota; Metazoa; Cnidaria; Anthozoa; Scleractinia; Pocilloporidae. The record is from the annotation of a GenBank genome assembly.